CAGGAAGCGGAUGUUGUUGACGUUUAAUCGUCAUCCGUUUUUUUUUUAGACAGGCUAGCUUAGCGUAACAGCUUCUUACGGCGGAAUUAUUACACUUUUAAACAGAGGUACAGAAAAAACAGAUCGCACAGGUGCGUUGCUCUACAAUGGACGCGUUUUUUGUGGAUUUUUCACGCGUUAUCGAUCUGUCCGUUAUGGCGAGAUCGGCUAGUUAUAGCGCGGCUGGCUAACAGGCUAACAGGCUAAUUAAACCCUGACAACGAUAACCUGAAGAUAACUGUCAAAGAGGAGGACAUCAUUAACUUAUAAUAUCUAAAAAAGGUUUGACACACCAGAGUGAUAACAGGAACUGGUAUGAACAAGUCGUUUCCAAAUGGGUUAUUGGUUUGACUUGUAUAUUAAUUGAUUGUGUUGUAAACGAGUGGGUUUUUCAACACAAACAACAUAAGGGUUGGUGUGCUGUGCUUCCUUUGGUUUACAGUGAGUCUUAGAUAAUGUGUGUCGUGUUAACGGAAUUGUUUCCUACAUCGCUGUUGCUAUAAGACUACAUCUAGGAAAUAAUAUUAUUGUCAUGUUUACAUUGCAGGGUUAACUUGGGAUAACCGGUUUGCUUUAGAUGAGAGUUACAUGAAACGUGGUUAUGUCAACGUGUCACACCUGACACUUUGGAGAAAUAAGCAGGUGUGACUCACCAACCUGCGCACAGCAACUUUGCACUAGUCCUUAUGUCUGGUACAUCUCUGUCAAUCACACCUCGAUAUCUGGUUACUAGAAAUAACAACAUUCCUAUUUAAUUGCAGUUUAAGUGCACUUCAUACAUAGUCACAAUAGGAAUAAUAUUGCUGUUUUCGAUGUUCGCUGAUAAACAAGGACGCUGUGUCAGUGGCAAGAUUCAGCAACCUACUAGCAUUAUUCUGUGAAGCUUUCUGUGCCUGUAGAUGAUCAAGUGGUAUAUCUUAGGCAAAGCCAAACGUGCUUUAAAAUGAUCUCAGAGGUAUAACACUGGUUAGUUUUGGGUGUUUGGUUAGGGCACUGGUUAUGACUUAGUAUUUGCUCUGGGUCUGACUGAGAGCGGUAGUUUAUGCAUAUUGCUGCGAUCUUGCCCCCCUACCACAAUGCCGGCUGUACUGUUCUCAUUGAUGCUGCUUGGAGCAUUAUGCAGACUCGGAGAGAGCAUGUCACGAGAGGAGAAAAGCCGCUUGAGGAACCAAGUGGUUGAGAUGUUUGACCAUGCAUAUCAGAAUUAUAUGGACCACGCGUACCCAGCAGAUGAGCUGAUGCCACUAACGUGCAGAGGAAGAGUGCGUGGGCUUGAACCCAGUCGAGGUGACGUGGACGACGCUUUAGGAAAGUUCUCUCUGACGCUCAUAGACACUCUGGAUACUCUAGUGCUUUUGAACAAGACGACAGAGUUCGAGGCGGCAGUGAGAAGAGUGCUGAAAGAUGUGAGGCUGGACAACGACAUUGUGGUGUCGGUCUUUGAAACCAACAUACGAGUGCUUGGAGGCUUGUUGGGAGGGCACUCCAUGGCCGUGAUGCUGAAGGACGGAGGUCAGAACAUGCAGUGGUACCAGGAUGAUCUCCUACAUAUGGCCAAAGACCUGGGCCUCCGCCUGCUGCCGGCCUUCAACACCAGCAGCGGCCUGCCUUAUCCCAGGGUGAACUUGAGACACGGUGUCAGGGGUCCUGAGACGAGAACAGGCACAGAAACAGACACCUGCACUGCUUGUGCUGGCACCCUCAUCCUGGAGUUUGCCGCCUUAAGUCGCUUCACUGGGGAUCCUGUCUUUGAGGCUCAUGCCCGGAGAGCUAUGGACUUUCUGUGGGAGAAGAGACAGAGAAACAGCAACCUGGUGGGAACAACCAUCAACAUCCACUCUGGAGAGUGGGUCCGCAGGGACAGCGGAGUAGGAGCGGGAAUCGACUCUUACUAUGAAUACCUGCUAAAGGCUUACGUCCUCUUGGGAGAUGACCAGUUUCUGCAGCGGUUCAAUAUUCACUAUGCAUCUAUAAUGAAGUACAUCAGCCAGCCCCCGCUCCUGCUGGACGUUCACAUCCACAAACCUCUGCUCCCCGCUCGCACCUGGAUGGACUCUCUGCUGGCCUUCUUCCCUGGACUGCAGGUGUUGAAGGGAGAUAUCCGUCCUGCCAUCGAGACACAUGAGAUGCUGUAUCAAGUCACAAAGAAACACAACUUCCUCCCCGAGGCCUUCACUACUGAUUUCAGGGUACACUGGGCCCAACAUCCCCUGAGGCCUGAGUUUGCAGAGAGCACCUAUUUCCUUUACAAGGCCACAGGAGACCCUUACUACCUGGAGGCCGGUCGCACCAUCCUGGACAACCUCAACCGCUUUGCUCGUGUUCCCUGCGGCUUCGCUGCGAUGAAGGACGUGCGGACUGGGAGUCACGAGGACAGGAUGGACUCGUUCUUCCUUGCUGAGAUGUUUAAAUACCUCUUCCUGCUGUUUGCUGAUGAUGAGGAUUUACCGUUUGACAUCGAGGACUACAUCUUCACAACCGAGGCUCACCUCCUGCCCCUGUCUCUCUCCACCACGCCUCACUCGCAAUCUAUUCCCUCAAACCGAACGUCAGAGGAGGAGAUGGACGACUCUAACUUCGAGUGGACGUGCCCUAACACUCGCCUCCUGUUUCCUGACCCCGCAUACCCUCGUCAUCUGAGGGAACCAAUCCGUACUGCUGUGGAUAAGAGCUGCCCCCGUGCUGCUCCUUACAGGGAGCCUGGAAUGGGCCGUCCUCCCCUCAGGGCGCAGGACUUCAUGGCAAACAACCCCGAGCAUCUGGAGCUGCUGAGGAGGAUGGGCGUCACUCUCAUCCACCUGAAAGAUGGCAGGGUGCAGCUGGUGCAGCAUGCUACACAGGCGGUGAGUGCGGUAGCGGCAGAGGACGGCGUGCGCUUCAUGCAGGAUAUGAUGGAGCUGUCCAGCCAGCAGCAGAAGGAGCAGCUACCGCCCCGAGCCAUUCAGAUCGUCUCAGAUCCGUUCUUUGGCAGGGUGGUGCUGACCGCCGGCCCAGCGCAGUUUGGCAUCGACCUGUCCAAAAGUGCCACAGGAUUACGAGGUUUUGUGACGGUGGCAGAACCCUACAGCGGCUGCAGCGAGAUCACCAACCCUGAGUACGUGCGGGGCCACAUCGCCCUGCUUCAGAGGGGCCAGUGCAUGUUCGCAGAGAAGGCCCGACACAUCCAGAAGGCUGGCGCCAUCGGAGGCAUCGUCAUCGACGACAACGAGGGCAGCAGCAGCGACACAGCGCCCCUGUUUCAGAUGGCGGGCGACGGCCGCAGCACGGACGACGUCACCCUGCCGCUCCUCUUCCUCUUCCACAAGGAGGGCAACAUCCUGCUGGAGACGCUGAAGGAGUACCGGGAGGUGGAGGUGCUGCUGAGCGACAAAGCCAGAGACAGAGCAACAAUAUUCAAAGGUAAACCUCGCCCUGGCAGCCAGAUUGAGGGCAGUGCGGACGUGGAAGCUUCUGAGGGGGGCUGCUUAACUGAGGCAACAACCCCCACCAAUUUUGAGCCAAUUAGUGAAUCGCUAAUUAGCACUUUGGCGCUAGACGAGAUUAAGCCAUCACAGGAGGCUGUCAGUGAUGUAGAUCAAGACACUAGUCCUAUGGACGAAGCUAGUCCUGCAGAGGGAGUUGGACCAGCUGAGAAGGAAGCUAGUCCUGCAGAGGGAGUUGGACCAGCUGAUAAGGAAGCUAGUCCCGCAGAGGAAGCUAGCCCUGCAGAGGGAGUUGGACCAGCUGAUAAGGAAGCUAGUCCCACAGAGGGAGUUGGACCAGCUGAUAAGGAAGCUAGUCCCACAGAGGGAGUUGGACCAGCUGAUAAGGAAGCUAGUCCCACAGAGGAAGCUAGUCCCGCAGAAGAGAGAGCUCCUCCUACAGUGGCGGAUUCGACUCAGCCCAAAGAGGAGACAGACUCUGAAAAGAGCAAGGAAGGCGGCACAGACUCAAACCAGUCAGUGGAUGAACUGUUGGCUGAUUGGCGGGAAGACUUGGAGGCGUUCCAGCAGAUGGAGAAGGACGAGCUUUGACCUUAGGGCUCUGACAGUCGUCGGGCGUGUCGUACCCUGUGACUGCGUUGGGAUCCCUCCCUGUGAGGAGGAGCACGGAGGGGCCGCAUCAUCACCAGUCACCGGGCUCAAUCUGGUGAGCUCCAAGAAAGCUGGAGAGACUGUUUCUCUUGGUCUCUGUGGACGGUAACACGUGCCAAGGCAGCCCAAACACUGCAUCUCCGGACCAUAAGGGAGUCAUUUUUAGCCUGGUAGAUAAUGGAUGAGAGACCAGGGUUUUUACCUCACUUUCUCAUACAGUUUCUGUUUAUCUGUCAAAGGAAACCCUAUGAAUGAAAUGGGCCAGACUGUGUGUGUGUUACAGCUUCUCACUUCCACUUCAAAUUACUUCUCACACUGUUGUUCUCUCUAUGCAUUGGUCCAACAAUUAUGAAUUAAUCCAUCGACCAAUUAAUUUGAUUUUAAAUGUGAUGAUUAUAUGUGAUACAUUUACGUCUUUGGCCUAAUCAUUUGUACACAUUGAUGUGACUUGAGGACUUAAUUCAUUUGGGGAUGUGUGACUGCAGGAUAUUUUUUGUUAUGGGUUUACGGUAGACAACGCCAAACUUGAUCUUUCUGGAGGAUAUAUGAAGUCAUCUGUCUAUGUAAAUAUGUAUUUGUGGAGAUAUAUUGAUUAAAAUAAUAUAGCGCUGCUUUGCUCAGGUUCUGGUUCACCCCACAAACAGCCUCUGGACCACAUCGGGUGGAGCAGACUCCCUAAGCAGCUGCUGGGAUGGAUUACACGGCUGUAGGCGGCCACAGGGGGGCGCUAUGAGAUCUGUCUGUCAUGCUUAGCUGCUGACUGAUUGGAAGGAGCAGAAAUAAGCCAUUAAGUUAACGUGAUAAAAUGUAAUGAAAUAAAAGAUUAAGAGGGAAA
Molecule: messenger RNA, 4947 nt
Organism: Notothenia coriiceps (black rockcod)
Lineage: Eukaryota; Metazoa; Chordata; Actinopteri; Perciformes; Nototheniidae
Gene: edem3
Product: ER degradation enhancer, mannosidase alpha-like 3
Exons: 21
Coding region: 1116-4052 (978 amino acids)
Biological process (GO): carbohydrate metabolic process; endoplasmic reticulum mannose trimming; mannose trimming involved in glycoprotein ERAD pathway
Cellular component (GO): membrane; endoplasmic reticulum
Molecular function (GO): calcium ion binding; mannosyl-oligosaccharide 1,2-alpha-mannosidase activity
Source: RefSeq, a predicted model, not a curated record